Messenger RNA from Trypanosoma cruzi, 942 nucleotides. RefSeq lists its product as uncharacterized. Lineage: Eukaryota; Euglenozoa; Kinetoplastea; Trypanosomatida; Trypanosomatidae. Bases 1 to 942 code for a protein of 313 amino acids. The record is from RefSeq and is a predicted model, not a curated record. The transcript has a single exon.
AUGGAGCGGACGCGGGGGCUGAACUGUUCAUUGGGGCUCAGCGGCACAUGCAAAGAAGAUGUCGACCCGCGUAACGCGUGGCAGCGGACGGUGGAGGCGAACCAAAAGAUGCUGGACAUCGUGAGGGGACGUGAAACCCGCUCGAGUGCCGCCGCGGAGUUAUUUCGUAGCCGCUACUUUGCGUUGCUGCAUGAGUUGGCGGCGGAGGAGGAGGAGGUGAAGGCGUUGAAUGCCCGUAGCAGAGAUCUUGUCGCUGCGCUACGGGAUGCGCAGUUGCACGGCUGCGGCCAGGGACAACGGAUCGACAAAAUACAUAAAAUUAGUGCCGUGACGCCUACUGCCGGCGAGGACACGAAUGCGAUUUACAAGCAACUACUCCAGCGGCUUACGCACACCAGCCGACUGCGGGAUGAAUUGCGUGAUGAGGUACAGCGUCUGCAGUCGACAUGCAAAGAAGCACUUCACGAGCGAGCCGCAUUGAUGCAGUCGGUAGAUGCACAGCGGGAGGCGCUCGAGCCUCUUCUAAAGGAAGCGGACGACGUCGCCCGUUCUGUGGAGAUGGUGCGGGCCACGCUGCGUACAUAUGGCAGCCAUAAGGAUGAUAAGGAAAGGGAGAAAGCCGCAAGCCUCAGUUUGGCAGAUCUCCUGCAUGGUGUGGACGCGUGGUCCUUUGAGGAAAAACGUGCGAUGCGACGCGUCACCGCACUUUUGAGCAGCUGCAUUGGCGUAGAGGACGAUUGCAUCAAAACGGCAGAUUGUGGGAGGCUGCGGAGUGUAGAGGAGGCGGUUCGUUUUUACCAAACAUGGAACGACGCCCUGAUGCGAUCCCUUGGCGACUUUUCACGCGAGAUGAAUGGAAGACGGGAGGGGCUUUACGCACGCAUCGAUGAGUUGAAGCGAUUCAGGACGACCCAACAAAUGAAUGGGGCCGAAGGCAAUUGA